This is a messenger RNA of Raphanus sativus (radish), 1013 nucleotides long. RefSeq lists its product as uncharacterized. The transcript has 7 exons. Bases 42 to 773 code for a protein of 243 amino acids. The record is from RefSeq and is a predicted model, not a curated record. Gene Ontology annotation, molecular function: 5'-deoxynucleotidase activity. Gene Ontology annotation, cellular component: cytoplasm. NCBI's taxonomy places the organism in Eukaryota, Viridiplantae, Streptophyta, Magnoliopsida, Brassicales, Brassicaceae.
CGCUCCCCCAAAACGUGAAGAAGAUAAACAAAACAAAAAAAAUGAGGAACGUGACUCUGAAUAGAGUAGUAUUCUUCUCCAAAUCACUCUCUCUCGUCCCCUCUCUCACUCCUCCUCAAAUCCUCCAUCGCUCCGCCGCCGCAGCUUCGUAUCCGAACCGAGCGAUUCACUGCAUGGCAGACGACUCCCCGCUCUCUCAACCGGAUCGAAGCGGAGAUGGUUCCGUCUCCUCCGCCAUAGAUUUUCUCACCCUCUGCUCUCGCCUCAAGACAACUCCAAGAGCUGGAUGGGUUAAAAGAGAAGUGAAGAAUCCAGAAUCAAUAGCUGAUCACAUGUAUCGGAUGGGUCUUAUGGCCUUAGUUUCUUCUGAUAUUCCCGGUGUUAACAGAGACAAAUGUAUGAAAAUGGCAAUUGUUCAUGACAUUGCAGAAGCCAUUGUAGGGGAUAUCACACCUACUUGCGGGGUCUCUAAAGAAGAGAAAAACCGUAGAGAGAGUGAAGCGCUUCAACACAUGUGCAAACUCCUGGGUGGAGGAGAAAGAGCUGAAGAAAUCGCUGAGCUGUGGAGAGAAUAUGAAGCUAACGAAUCACCUGAAGCCAAACUUGUUAAAGAUUUCGAUAAGCUUGAGAUGAUUCUACAAGCUUUGGAAUAUGAACAAGAGGAAGGUAAAGAUUUAGAUGAGUUUUUCCAAUCCACUGCAGGGAAGUUUCAGACUGAUAUAGGCAAAGCUUGGGCGUUGGAGAUUGCUUCAAGAAGAACAAAGCGACACUAGUUAGUUCUCACUUGAGCUGAAUACACUCUUUGCGCUCAACUUUAAUCAUUUUCAAGACUUAUUGUGGAUCUAGAACGUAAGGGUAACUCUUGUAGCUAAAUACUUUUGAGGGAGAAGCCUAAAAUGGUUUAAAAAAAACGCAUAGGCUAUUUUAUGGUUUUAAGGCUAUUUUAUGGGUUUAUGCUAAAACUCUUGAGAAAAUUUGGAAAGAGUACUUUCUAAUGAGAUUGAAUUUUGAAA